Messenger RNA from Aureobasidium subglaciale EXF-2481, 1605 nucleotides. RefSeq lists its product as uncharacterized. The transcript has 6 exons. Gene Ontology annotation, cellular component: membrane. Bases 1 to 1605 code for a protein of 534 amino acids. Lineage: Eukaryota; Fungi; Ascomycota; Dothideomycetes; Dothideales; Saccotheciaceae. The record is from RefSeq and is a predicted model, not a curated record. Gene Ontology annotation, molecular function: transmembrane transporter activity. Gene Ontology annotation, biological process: transmembrane transport.
AUGCAGCAGGAUCCGUCGAGUCAGGAGUAUGCGGAAGAGGUGGCUCGUCUCCGUGCGAGCGAGUCUGACUCUGAUGCCGAACUUAUGGAAAAUUUGGGUUACAAACCAGUCUUACAUCGCUCCUACAACUUGUUCCAUAACUUUGCCACAUCUUUUGCGGCACUGUACUUUGUAGGAGGUGUUAGAGUCACGUUCUCUACAGGUAUCAGCGCAGGCGGUCCUCUUGCAUACUGGACUUCGUAUAUCGUGACUUGCGUUUUCACUCUCAUUACAGCAGCCGUGAUUGCAGAGAUCUGUUCCUCCCUGCCACUCGCCGGGUCCAUCUACCUCUGGGCUGCUGAGGCAGGUGGACCUAGGUUCGGCCGCUUCCUCGGCUUUGUCGUUGCUUGGUGGUCUACCACUGCUUGGACAACAUUCUGCGCCAGCAAUACCCAGGGUGCUGUCAACUACCUCCUAGCCGAGAUCGUAGUCUUCAACGUCGACUUUCCUUCGGACUCGGAUCACAUCAAGUAUCGUGCGGUACAAUGGGCGGUCACUGAAAUUAUGCUUGCGGUCGCUUGUAUCGUGAACUUGCUCCCACCAAAGUACUUCCGCUGGAUCUUCUACGCAUCCUCAGGCAUGGUGUUGCUCGAUUUCGUACUCAACAUGGUCUGGCUGCCAAUUGGAGUUGCUCAAGCAUAUGGCUUCCGCACUGCACACGAAGCCUUCAUGACUACGUAUAACGGUACUGGGGCUCCUGCAGGCUGGAACUGGUGUUUGUCCUACUUGGCUACUGCCGGCAUCUUGAUUGGAUUCGAUGCUUCUGGCCAUGUAGCUGAGGAGACGAAAAACGCUAGUGUUACGGCUGCUAGAGGUAUAUUCUGGAGCACCGUCGUCAGCGGUAUCGGUGGCUUCAUUGUUGUAAUCUUGUUCUUGUUCUGUUUGCCUGACGCCGACACCUUCUUCACAUAUGGUUCUGAGCAGCCAUUCGUGCCACUCUAUGCUGUAGUACUCGGCCAGGGUGGGCAUGUGGUCAUGAACAUCGUCUGCAUCGUCGCUCUCUGGUUCAACACUGCAAUCGCUGUCCUCGCCGCAUCAAGACUGGUGUUUGCCGUCGCAAGAGAUGGCGUUCUGCCUUACUCUGGCUGGGUCUCUCAAGUCAACAACGGCCAGCCUAAGAACGCCGUGAUUGUCGUCUGGGUCGUUUCAGCCAUCAUUACCUGCACAAUCCUUCCAUCCAGCACUGCAUUCACCAGCCUGGUUUCAGCCGCUGGUGUUCCUUCCGCCGCUGCAUAUGGUCUGAUAUGUCUCUCGAGACUGAUCCUCACGCCAAAGACAUUCCCCAAACCUCGAUGGAGUCUUGGAAGACUCAGCAAGCCUUUCCAAUUCAUAGCCGUUUUUUGGAAUGGCUGGGUUGUUGCUGUCUUGUUCUCACCGUAUGCUUUCCCUGUCACGGCUGGUAAUCUAAACUACGCUCCUGUGAUCAUGGGCAUUGUUACGAUAUUCGCUAUCAUAUCGUACUUUGUCAUUCCUGCAGAGCGAUGGCUGCCCAGUCACAGGAUUCAGCAGACGCUUGAAGCCGAGGGACCCAAGUCUUUGCGUGUCGAGACAAUCGCGCAAGAUUAG